This is a messenger RNA of Acanthopagrus latus (yellowfin seabream), 6121 nucleotides long. It is a transcript of the gene cdk16, whose product is annotated as cyclin-dependent kinase 16. Bases 224 to 1777 code for a protein of 517 amino acids. NCBI's taxonomy places the organism in Eukaryota, Metazoa, Chordata, Actinopteri, Spariformes, Sparidae. Gene Ontology annotation, molecular function: protein kinase activity; ATP binding. The transcript has 17 exons. Gene Ontology annotation, cellular component: nucleus; synaptic vesicle; cytoplasm. The record is from RefSeq and is a predicted model, not a curated record. Gene Ontology annotation, biological process: exocytosis; protein phosphorylation; neuron projection development.
CGGUGAGCGUCUCCGUCAUGACGCAACGGAGGAGCUGAGCGGAGCGGAGCAGCAACAUGGCUGCAGAUUACUGGGAGCCAGAAAGACCCGAGACUCUGUCACACUGAACCGAGCCAAAGAUAACCCGGGACAGGCCGGGACUAAUCCUCCGGGUGGGGUCUCCAGGCUGGCUGCUCUGCCCUCCUCAGCAUCACAUCCCCCUCUGCCCCCUCGUCCCCCCCUGAUGGAGAGGAUGAGGAAGAUCAAACGGCAGCUGUCACUCACUCUGGGGAGGGGUGGGGCCGGGGGAGGGGACAGGAUGCUGAGUGACACAAUCAACCAGGAAGUGACAUCACACAGCGACUCAGAGGUGGUGUCUCUACGUGGUUCUUCUGGAAGUUUGAAGGUUCGAGGUUCGUCGUCUUCAGUUCAGUCUCUCCUUCAGUCGUACAGCAGCUCGCUGAGAAAACCUCGAGGCCUUGGACGGAGCCUGAGCUCCUACCUGAACCACACCGCACGGCUAGAGAUCGUCCACGAGGACGUGAAGAUGAGUUCAGAUGGUGAAAGUGAUCCAGCUUCUUCUUCAGAUGGUGUUCAGAGUCCAGUCAGAGUGAGACUGAGAAACAAGAAGAUCUCUACUGAGGACAUUAACAAACGUCUCUCAUUACCGGCGGACAUUCGUCUUCCAGAUGGUUACCUGGAGAAGUUUAAUCUUAUGGGUCCAGCGCUCUUUGAGCAGCCAAUCAGCAGGCGACUACGCAGAGUGUCUCUGUCAGAGAUUGGUUUUGGGAAACUGGAGACAUACGUCAAACUGGACAAACUGGGAGAGGGGACCUAUGCUACAGUGUAUAAAGGUCGCAGUAAACUGACUGAUAACCUUGUGGCUCUGAAGGAAAUUCGACUGGAACAUGAAGAAGGAGCUCCGUGUACUGCUAUCAGAGAAGUGUCACUUUUGAAGGAUCUUAAACACGCCAACAUCGUCACGUUGCAUGACAUCAUUCACACGCAGAAAUCCCUCACACUGGUAUUUGAGUAUCUGGACAAGGAUCUGAAACAGUAUCUUGACGACUGUGGAAACAUAAUCCAUGUUCACAACGUCAAACUCUUUCUUUUCCAGUUGCUGCGUGGUUUGUCAUACUGUCAUCGGCGAAAAGUUCUCCAUCGAGACUUGAAACCACAGAACCUGCUGAUCAACGAGCGAGGAGAGCUCAAACUGGCAGACUUUGGUUUGGCUCGAGCCAAGUCAAUCCCGACCAAGACGUACUCUAACGAGGUGGUGACGCUGUGGUAUCGACCACCUGACAUCCUGCUGGGCAGCACUGACUACUCCACUCACAUCGACAUGUGGGGUGUUGGUUGUAUCUUCUAUGAGAUGGUGACUGGUCGACCUCUGUUUCCUGGUUCCACAGUGGAGGAGGAGCUUCACUUCAUCUUUAAACUGCUGGGAACCCCCACAGAGCAAAGCUGGCCGGGGAUCAAUUCAAAUGAAGAGUUUGUGACUUACAACUACCCUCAGUACAGCGCAGAGAGACUGAGUAAUCACACUCCCAGGCUCAGCAGUGAAGGAGUGGAGCUGUUGUCAAAGUUCCUGCAGUUUGAGGGGAAGAAGAGGAUCUCAGCAGACAUGUCACUGAAUCAUCCUUACUUCAGUAACCUUGGAAACAGAGUGAUGUCACUUCCUGACACAACGUCCAUCUUCAGUCUGACAGAGAUUCAACUGGAAAAAGAAACAAUGAGGCCAACAGCUACACCUGAUCCAGCAAACAGUCCAUCCAGGAGGCGGAGUCUGCUGUUUUGACAUCAUCGUGGAGGUGGAGUCUGCUUUAUUGACAUCAUCAUGGAGGUGGAGUCCACUAUUUCUACAUCAUCAUGGAGGCUGACUCUUCUUAUCUGAUGUCAUUGUGGAAGCAGAGUCUGUAGGCGGUGACUCGUCCUCUUACAUUACCAGGGAGGCAGAGUCAGCUCAUCUGACAUCAUCAGUGGAGACUACUCCAGGACAGAGAAAGGUAAAGGGAGGAAAGUGUUUUUUUUUCUGUGGACAAGAAACUGCUGCUGAGGUACAGGAAGUGAAACACAAGAAGAAGAAAUCAAAGUGUAGUCUGACAUGAUUGUUUAUCAGCUGAAGAAAAGAAGAUGUCGUCUUGCUGACAGACAAACAGAUGCAAUAAUCAAUCACAGCAGCUGUAUGACCAAUCAGUGAACAGCACGUUGUUACUAACAAAGCAGAUUUUGGAGAGAAUUCUGUCUUCCAUUUUCACCUAAAUAUCAAGUUUCAAAGGACUUGAAAGUAUCCUGGGUUUUGUUGUCAUGUCAACGCCUGGAUAUGGUGAGUACAACCUGUGCGACAGCAACACUUUUAGUUCACCUGAAGCCUGUGUCACGUCAGUGAUGCUGUCAGGUGGUUAAAGUGGACUCUUUAAAUCAGAACAUUGUUUCAUUUUAAAAGAACAACAACAAAUAGCUGACAGAUUUAUCAUCAGUUCAAACAGCAAAUCCUGCAGAGAAACAGGAAGUCCUGCAGCAAACAGGAAGUGAUGCACACAGACAGGUAGCUUUUCACACAACACUAACAGGAGUGUUGAUGAAGAAUGUUUAAUUAUUUAACCUGCAGCUCUUCAGAGUUUAACAGUCUUUAUAAUCUGUUUGGAGCUGAUCCAGGAUUACUGCAGUAUAGUACUUAAUUUACAGUACAGUAAUAUUUAUUAUAAACAGCCUGCAGGAGAGGCCAUGUUCGCUUAAACAGAAAGAAACUGUUUUAUUGUGAAAGUGUGUUGCAGCUCUUCUGCAUGUGUGUGCCGUACACUCAGACUCUAUACUGUAAUACUGUUAAUAAAUACUAAUACUGUAAAAACUACAGUAAUAUUGUUAAUACAUCUAGAUAUACUGUAAAUCUGCAACAAACAGCUGUGAGCUGUUUUCUUUGUAUAUUCUAUUUAUCACCGAGAAUUUCAACAGGUGUUAUAAAUUAUUUUAUUGUGUUUAUUGUUAUUGGAUGUCAAUAAGUUGUUCAUCUGUUGGGAACCAGGAGAUGAAGAUGUAGUGUCGGCAGAGUAUCACCUACAAACAAAAGUUUUCUCUUCACAUCGACUAGUUUUACAUAAAAGACAACACAAGUUUUUAUUUCAGAGUUAAGAGCCGACUGUCAGCCGACACUCGGACGACAGUUUGACCUGGUGGGAGAAUGUGAUCACCUGUAUGUAAUCUGUUAGCCACACAUACAAGCUUGAGUCAGGUGAAAGUGGCGACCGAGAUGGUAUAAAUCAAAUGAGGCAUCAUUCCACCUAAUGACGCCUCUUCCAAAUUUGAUUUCACUUCGUAUAGAUUUAUUAAUGUUAUUAAUAUUUAUUAAUGGCUGGAGUGAGUAUGUGCUGCCACACACAUACUCUCCUUUUCCAUUCAGCUCAACAUCUUCACCUCCUGCACAUGAUUAUUUGAAUGAUGGAAGCCUGGACAUAAAGUCAAUGACAGCUCUCGCACAAUCCAUCUACUCAGUAUUCUAAUUAUGAGUCCUUAUCAUCACGCAGGCCGAGUUCACCAGAACAAAACUUCAAUCAGCAGAUGCAUGUAAUAAUAAAUAAAUGAACUAUUGUGCACUGUUUGAAGCAUUCAGAUCAGCUCCGAAAGUGGGUUGGGCAGGGCUUAUUUGUCAUCACGGUGGGGAUUUUGAUUUGGUCUGAUGGCGGGCUCAGUGUGUGGUUGGGCGGGGCUUCUGUAAGGUGGAAGCAGAACUGUCAGUUUGUCAGUCUCUCAUCCCUUCAAGGGUGGAUUUCUUAAAAAAAAAAAACAUAUUGAAGUUUGUUUUUUCAAAGUCAGAAGCAUUGAUAUUUUUAAACUGUUUGAUGUUGUUGAUAUGAAUUUUUAUUUUUUAGCUGUGAAGAAAUAUUUAAAUAUCGAUUAGCAGAGACUAAAGAUUGAUCAGAGUGUUCCUAAUGAUGUGUUUGAUUUCUGUAAAAAUUUAAUGUGGACUUUUGAAAUAUCCAGGGUCCAUAAAAAGAAGGCACCUCUUCCAUGUUUUGUUGUCAUUGAAGAAUUCUCCUGAUGUGCCACACAUUAAUCCAGUGUCCAUCUUCCAAACUAAAGCAAUCUCUACAAAUAAUCGACUCCAGAAUUGCCCGGUUUAGAGAUGACAAGUGUCAAAAGUGAUACAUCAACAAGAAAGAGUCACAGCAUUGUCCUAAUAUAUUUAUUCAUGUAGUCAUUGAAUGUUUGAAGUAAAAAUAUUUUGCUUUUCCUCAGGAUGGAUGGAAACAUUUUAUAAAAUCCACUGAUGGAAAUGAUGAAAACUGGAAGCGGUGUCUUCGCUAAAAGUCAGUAAAUCAGAAGAGUUGUUUCUGUUUCUGUGAAUAAAAUGUGCAGAAGGAAGUGAUGUAACAGGGAGUCAAAGUGAAACUUCAGUUAGCCAUGUGAGUGCAGCUUUGAUAAUGAAUGACUGUUGAAUGUAACUACCAGCUGUUAAUGUGGUCAGUAGUUUACAGUAAUAAUGUGUACAGAUGAUUUUUAAGCUGCUGUUGUGUUGUUCCUCAGCUGCUUUUCAACUGCACAGAAAACAGCAUUUUGAUCUGAAAGUAAAUCUUGUCAUUGUCUGUUGUUUGUUUUAGUUUUGGUGUAGGUACAGUAAUGGAUGGAUGUAAAGCAAUCCAGAACAGUAAAACUGCCUCAGUAGCACAUUGUUGAAAUCUUAAGGAUCAAAUAUAAAAAAUCUGUUAUUUUUAAAUAUACAGUUUAUAAUCCCACAAGGGGAAUUUUUUUUUUACACACACACACACACACGCUCAAUGUCAAAGUCUGCCCAGCAGUGGCCAGGAUGUCAACUAGCAUUUUUCAACUACUAGUCCCCAUCAUAAUUUAAUUUGUCUGAGUGGGACUUGAAUUGGCGACCUUCGAGCACCCAAGCCAAAUUCCUAAGAACUGCAGUAUUGCUGCCCAAUGUAUGACAUUAAAGAGUUAUCACCAGCAGUUAAUGUGACCCAAAUAAAAUGUCCACAGAUUUCAGUUUACACUAUUUCAUUAAUUAGGUUAAGAGAGAAUCAACUUCUGACCAAGAUUGCCUCUCAGAAAAAUCUGCCGGUGGUUUUUAAUAUUGAGUCACAGCUACAAUUGUGGCUCGUGAUGUUGAUGUAACAAUGCGUCAAUGCGUCUUUAACCAAAGAAAUAGGGAUUUUGUUGUUUCUAAAUGUAACUUGUGAGCUUGUGGGUGUGAGACUCGAAAUUGUGGAUGUUAUGUUCGGCGUUCAAGUUGUCAAAUUGUGCGAUCAAUGCUGUUUGGCAACACCAUCAAGACGGGACGCCAUGAAGCCAGAAUUGUAGAAUGGUAGCACGUGGGAUACAUAAUUUACAAUCUGUUUAGCAAUGGUAAUAUUACUAUGUACGUCAGGCAAAGUUAUUCAGAAGUUACCAAAAUUACAGUAUAUUAUUACAUCGGUAUAUUAUUACAUCAUCAUCCUCUCAACAUUAACUUCUAAAAAACACCAGCAAACAUGUCUCAACUCAUCAAAUUGGACAUGUCAAAGUUUCUACCCCCAAUACAACAAAUGGGGUGCGUUCAUGUGGAGUCUUCCUAGCAACGCAGGAAAAACAACCCAAAGUCAUUUCUGUUCAGAGAAGAAGAAUCGAACAUUUCCAACCUUCACAUUCCUUUCAUUUUCAUCCUCACAGUUACAGUCAGACACUUUGAAGAAAUAAAAACAUAAAACAUUUCAUUGAAUAUGCCACAAAUCAAAAUGUAAAGAAGAAAUACAGUGGAAUAAGUUAUUAAUCUUGGCUUUGUUUACUGUGCAGUCAUAUAUGUAUUAUUGGGUUAGUAUGUAGUGCACAUGGAUCUAGAUGCUGUUUUCUCUGCUUUUGUAAAUGAACUAACACACUUUGAUUUGGUCAACACCAUACCAAAGUUAUCUGCAAUAUACUGCACUGCAUGAUGGGAUUCUUCCAGAUAACUAUGCUGUCUAUUCUUUGAAUAUUCUUCCAUUUGCCAAGAAAGCACUGCGACGUAUCUGAUGCUAUAACUGAUGUGCAUACUUGAAAUAUCAGUCCAAGUAUGGAAAAUAAACUAUAUCCUGUUAUUGUGUAAGAUUAUGUUUACUACAUGUAUUCUGGACAUAUUUACAGUAUACAAAUAGACAAUAAAAUGCUUUAUUUAUGAUCA